This is a messenger RNA of Laccaria bicolor S238N-H82, 942 nucleotides long. RefSeq lists its product as uncharacterized. The transcript is spliced from 6 exons. The coding region runs from base 1 to 942 and encodes 313 amino acids. Lineage: Eukaryota; Fungi; Basidiomycota; Agaricomycetes; Agaricales; Hydnangiaceae. The record is from RefSeq and is a predicted model, not a curated record.
AUGGCUGAGGCUCCAGCCAACUGGUUUCUGUUGGAAUUCCAUGGAAUUCCGACAUUCCACUUGGAAUCCACCGGAUUCCGUCGGAACUCAUGGGGGAUGGUAAAGACCUCGGAAAUUCACUGGGAGAUGGAGGUGGUCAAGCCUCAUCUUAUGAUGACCUUGAAGGAGGUCAAUGCUGACUUUAUCACCAACUGGGAUCUUGAAAAGAUAAUGGAACCAGUAGUUCAUAAUACACCAACUUUCUCUGCAGUCUUCGAAGCAGCAGCCAAAUCAAAAUUUUCAAAGCAAAAAGCUAAGGCUGCAAAAUCUAAAAAUCGCAAGAAGUGCACAUUUCCUCCAAGCAACCCAAAAAUCCCCCUCAAGGAUUUGGACAUGAAUGAAAAUAACCCUAAUGCCAGUAGCUCAGAAAGCGAAGCCGAAUCUGAUACAGAGCCUGGAACUUCAGGGCCAACACCUGAUAAGACAAUCCCUAAAUCCGACGCUAUUUAUGACAACAUUGUUCUGCUUACCUGGGACCUACUUAUUGUUAUCGAGCUUGUCAACACAAUUCAGAGUGGUGACUUUGGCCGUGUGGAGGAUAUGCUUCCAACUUUAGCCUGCAUGAACAUUAUGCAUGAUAACAUGCUGGUCAAUAUUUCCAGAUUGCCCAGACAUGCUAUGGAUUUGAACAUUGAGCAUCUUAUAGGAUACUUAAAGCACUUAUUUGCUGCAAAAGGUGUCUAUUCGGACUGGGACAGUUUUGGAAACAUUUCCACUGUGAUUUCACAUCUCCAAAGAAUUAAGAGACAGGUUGCAAAAUCAACUGAUGCUGGACCCAAACUCCAAGCUGGACACUGCUUGGUCCAAACUGGUUACAACCAGUUCAAGACCGGUUUUUCAACUAAAUAUGCCAUAGAAUUUGCAAUUCUUUUAAACAAGUGCAAGAACGUUAAAUUAUGUUGA